AUGACCCUUCCCAGUUCUCGCCUUCACACACCUCGCCUCCACAUUCCUCGCCUCACCAUCUUAGGCUUUUCCUCGUCGACGACGUCCCUUUACACCCCACGCCCUCCACGAUCCUUACACCCCACGCCCUCCACGUCCCUUUUCUACGCCCUCCACGUCCUUUACAUCCCACGCCCCUUUACACCCCACGCCCUCCACGUCCCUUUACACCCCACGCCCUCAUACGCCCCUUUACAACCCACUUCCUCCACGUCCCUUUACAUCCCACGCCCUCUACGUCCCUUUACAUCCCACGCCCUCCACACCCCUUUACACCGCACUCUCCACGUCCCUUUACAUCUCACGCCCUCCACACCCCUUACAUCCCACGCCCUCCACACCCUUUUACAUCCCACGCCCUUACAUCCCACGCCCUUCACGCCCCUUUACAUCCCACGCCCUCCAAACCCCUUUACACCCACGCCCUUUACGUCCCUUUACACUCCACGCCCUUUACAUCCCACGCCCCUUUACAUCCCACGCCCUCCACGUCCCUUUUACAUCCCACGCCCUCCACGCCCUUUACAUCCCACGUUCCUUAUAUCCCACGCCCUCCACACCUUUACAUCCCACGCCCUCCACACCCUUUACAUCCCACGCCCCUUUACAUGCCACGCCCUUUCACGCCCCUUUACAUCCCACGCCCUCCACACCCCUUUACACCCCACGCCCUCCACGUCGCUUUACACCCCACGCCCUCCACACCCCUUUAUAUCCCACGCCCUCCACGUCUCUUUUGCACUCCACGCCAUUUUACAUCCCACGCCCUCCACACCCUUUACAUCCCACCCUUUACAUCCCACGCCCAUCCCACGCCCUCCACGUCGCUUUACACCCCACGCCCUCCACACCCCUUUAUAUCCCACGCCCUCCACGUCUUUGCACUCCACGCCGUUUACAUCCCACGCCCUCCACACCCCUUUUCAUCCCACGCCCUCUACGCCAUUUUACAUCCCAUGCCCCUUUACAUCCCACGCCCUUACGUCCCUUUACAUCCCACGCCUCCACACCCCAUUUACCCCACGUCCUCCACGUCGCUUUACACCCCAUGCCCUCCACACCCCUUUAUAUCCCACGCCCUCCACGUCUCUUUGCACCCACGCCCUUACAUCCCACGCCCCUUUACACCCCACGCCCUCCACGCCCCUUACAUCCCACGCCCUCCACGUCCCUUUACAUCCCACGUCCUCCGCGCCCUUACAUCCUACGCCCUCCACGUCCCUUUACACCCCACGCCCUCCACGCCCCUUUACAUCCCACACCCUCCACGUCCCUUUACACCCCACGCCCUCCACACCCCUUUACAUCCCACGCCCUCCACGCCCCUUUACAUCCUACGCCUCCACGUCCCUUUACACCCCACGCCCUCCACACCCCUUUACACCCCUCCCCACAUCCCUUACAUCUGACGCCCUCCACACCCCUUUACAUCCCACGCCCUCCACGCCCUUUACAUCCCACGCCCUCCACGCCCCUUUACAUCACACGCCCUCCACACCCCUUACACCCACGCCCUUUACGUCCCUUUACACUCCACGCCCUUUCACAUCCCACGCCCCCCCACAUCCCACGCCCUCCACGCCCCUUUACAUCGCACGCACUCCACACCCUUUACACCCACGCCCUUACGUCCCUUUACACUCCACGCCCUUGCAUCCCACGCCCUUUACAUCCCACGCCCGCCACGCCCUUUACAUCCCACGUUCCUUUACAUCCCACGCCCUCCACAUCCCUUUACAUCCCACGCCCUCCACGCCAUUUUGCAUCCCACACCCCUUUUCAUCCCACGCCCUCCACGCUCUUACAUCCCACGCCCCUUUACAUCCCACGCCCCUUACAUCCCACGCCCUUUCACGCCCUUUACAUCCCACGCCCUCCACACUUUAUGUCCCACGCCCUCCACGUCUCUUUGCACUCCACGCCUUUUACAUCCCACGCCCUUCACACCCCUUUGCAUCCCACGCCCUCCACGCCCUUUUACAUCCCACGCCCCUUUCCAUCCCACGCCCUUCACGCCCCUUUAUAUCCCACGCCCUUCACGCCCCUUUACACCCGUGCCCUCCACGUCCCUUUACACUACGCCCUCCAGGUCCCUUUAUACCCCACGCCCUCCACACCCCUUUACAUCCCAUGCCCUCCACGCCCCUUUACAUCCUACGCCCUCCACGUCCCUUUACACCCCACGCCUUCCACGUCCCUUUACACCCCACGCCCUCCACACAUCAGGCCUCCACGGCCCACGCCUCUCCACACCCCGCGCUCCAGCACACAGCAGGGGCACUGUAG
Messenger RNA from Homarus americanus (American lobster), 2325 nucleotides. Its product is annotated as proline-rich extensin-like protein EPR1. Lineage: Eukaryota; Metazoa; Arthropoda; Malacostraca; Decapoda; Nephropidae. Bases 1 to 2325 code for a protein of 774 amino acids. The record is from RefSeq and is a predicted model, not a curated record. The transcript has a single exon.